Messenger RNA from Haliotis rubra (blacklip abalone), 1090 nucleotides. RefSeq lists its product as uncharacterized. Bases 131 to 1036 code for a protein of 301 amino acids. The transcript is spliced from 5 exons. The record is from RefSeq and is a predicted model, not a curated record. NCBI's taxonomy places the organism in Eukaryota, Metazoa, Mollusca, Gastropoda, Lepetellida, Haliotidae.
GUGGAAUUUCCGCAAGUCAUGUGAUCUAGCUGCCGAUCACGUGGUACAGGUCAAGCUUUGGGACAAAAUGGCGGCUGUCAACCGUGCCCUUGAGUGAGCCUCGCCAAGUUCAAAGUGCAAUAUCAUCAAUAUGGGGGUAAAACGAUGCGCUUAUGGCACUUGUAAUAGUGACUCACGUUUCUACCAUAAACCACAUAUGGCAGAUGUGUUUUUUAUUACAUUUCCAAAGCCCACAUCAAAGCCCGAGAUGUGUGACCGCUGGAUCAGAGCGUGUUCCCGCGGUGAUGAUUUUGGCCGUCACAAGAUCACCCAAGAUACAUAUGUAUGUUCCAAACACUUUGUUGAUGGACAUGGUCCUACAGGCGAACAUCCUGACCCUAUACCAGCUACCGCUAGAGGUGUGGAACUUAGAAUAUUCAACACGAAGAAGUCAAGACCACCACCUAAAGGCCGUGUGAGCUUGUCGCCAGAGAAGAAAAAAAGUCGUUCACAACUCCAGGUACUCAAUGUGAACAUUGAUAAGGAAAAUGAAAUAACUGAGGGUUCUGAAGAGCAAGAUAAAAAUGUUGAUAAUGAAGAUGCAAGAAAACAGGUUUCCUGUUCUGAUGCAGCUACUCAGACUGACAUCUUGCAUGAUGAUCUGGCUGGCUACAGUGAUGAUCAGCUCAAACAACCUAAACUUCUACAGAGAAAACUAUUCAUGGAUGAUGUUCUCAGAAGUGACAAAUCAUGCAAAUUCUACACAGGUAUUACAUCCAUACAGCUUCUGUUGUUCCUGCACAGAUUCCUACAGUCCAAAGCUGAGAGGUUAACACUGUGGAAAGGGGAAGAAACAACAGAGAAUGCCAAAAACAAAGAUGACCAUCACCCCAGGGGACUGUCCACCUUCACAGCUUUCCUCCUAACACUUGUGCGCCUGAGACGUGGCCUUGAUGUCGACCAUUUGAGUGAUCUGUUUGGCAUAUCAUCAUCGACAGUUAGCCGUUACUUCGGACAUACAUUGAGUUUAUAUCAAGGAGCUCAGUUUUGUUGUUAAGUGGCCAAUCAGACUGCAGGUUCAAGCUCACCUCCCAAAGGCAUUUAGAUAUUU